Conger conger (European conger) is the source of this 2982-nucleotide messenger RNA. RefSeq names its product gamma-aminobutyric acid receptor subunit beta-1-like. Gene Ontology annotation, cellular component: synapse; GABA-A receptor complex; neuron projection. Gene Ontology annotation, molecular function: neurotransmitter receptor activity; extracellular ligand-gated monoatomic ion channel activity; GABA-A receptor activity. The coding region runs from base 54 to 1487 and encodes 477 amino acids. Gene Ontology annotation, biological process: nervous system process; regulation of membrane potential; signal transduction. The record is from RefSeq and is a predicted model, not a curated record. The transcript is spliced from 9 exons. NCBI's taxonomy places the organism in Eukaryota, Metazoa, Chordata, Actinopteri, Anguilliformes, Congridae.
UAAGUUGCAUUCCCGAAUCCUCACUCGAGCCAAUUCUUUCAUCAAAGUUAGGAAUGUGGACAGUUCAAGAGCGAGGAUGUGCCGGGAUUUUGUGUCUUCCUUUGAUGGUCGCUGUUGUCUGCUGUGCACAAAGCGCGAACGAGCAAAGCAACAUGUCCUACGUAAAGGAGACCGUGGACAAAUUGCUGAAAGGAUAUGACAUUCGCUUAAGGCCUGAUUUUGGAGGUGCCCCUGUGGAUGUCGGGAUGAGCAUAGACAUCGCCAGCAUCGACAUGGUCUCUGAAGUGAAUAUGGAUUACACCAUCACCAUGUACUUCCAGCAGUCAUGGAGAGACAAGAGGCUGUCCUACACGGGGAUCCCUCUCAACCUUACUCUGGACAACAGGGUUGCUGACCAACUCUGGGUCCCUGACACCUACUUCAUAAAUGACAAGAAGUCCUUUGUGCAUGGCGUGACUGUCAAGAACCGUAUGAUACGCCUGCACCCAGACGGCACAGUGCUGUACGGCCUCCGGAUCACCACCACUGCCGCCUGCAUGAUGGACCUGAGAAGGUACCCCCUGGAUGAACAGAACUGCACCCUGGAGAUUGAAAGCUAUGGCUACACCACGGAUGAUAUCGAGUUUUACUGGCAAGGUGGAAGUGCAGUCACAGGAGUCGACAACAUUGAGUUGCCCCAGUUCUCCAUUAUAAAUUACAGAACCCUGUCCACAAAAGCGGUUUUUACAACAGGGUCCUAUCCCAGACUGUCGCUCAGCUUCAAACUCAAGAGGAACAUUGGCUACUUCAUCCUGCAGACGUAUAUGCCCUCCACCCUGAUCACCAUCCUGUCCUGGGUCUCCUUCUGGAUCAACUAUGAUGCGUCUGCUGCCAGGGUGGCCCUAGGUAUCACAACUGUCCUCACCAUGACUACCAUCAGUACUCACCUGCGGGAGACCCUGCCUAAAAUCCCGUACGUGAAGGCCAUCGACAUCUACCUGAUGGGCUGUUUCUUCUUCGUCUUCCUGGCUCUGCUGGAGUACGCCUUUGUCAACUACAUCUUCUUCGGACGGGGCCCUCACCUCCAGAAGAAAGAGGCAGAUAAGGCUGCCAAAACAAACAACGAGAAGGCCAGGGUAGAGACCAACAGGGUGCAGGUGGACGCCCACGGCAACAUCCUCCUCACCAACCUGGAGAUCCGGAACGAGAUGGGCGGUGGAGAGGUGCUAUCAGGCCUCGGCGACCCACGGACAACCAUGUUCUCCUACGACAGCGCCAGCAUCCAGUACCGUAGGCCCAUAGCCAGCCGGGGGGACCCAUACGGCCGCCCACCGCUUGAUCGAAGCACGGACCACCAGAAGAGUCGACUGCGGAGGAGGGCCACUCAGCUCAAGGUCAAGAUCCCCGACCUGACAGAUGUGAACGCGGUCGACAAGUGGUCCCGCAUCAUCUUCCCCAUUGCCUUCACGUUCUUUAACCUGGUCUACUGGCUUUACUAUGUGCACUAGUCCUUCACUGCAGCAGUCGAUUCCAACAUUGUUUUCUUUUUUUUCUCAGAAGGGGCAUAGUGUAAUAAAUUUGUGCAAACUGCAAAGCAUGAGGAGGCAUUUAGUCAGCUGUCUGAGGUCUGAUCCAAGGCCCUGUAUUUGAAAUAACUUAGUGAAGACUCAAAAUACACAUGGACUGUACAAUAUGACUUUGUGCCAAAUUUAACCAUGGUACGGUUAUGGAAAUUACUUUUACCCUGUUCUGUAGCUUAGCACCAUAGCAGCUUAUUAUAUUCUGCAUGCAAUGAACACAAUGAACAUGUCAGUCCUUUGACUACCUUAAAAAGGGCAGACAUAGUAAAUGACACAGAUGAAUGUUUUUCCUUCCCACUGGCAUUCCGUAACAAGGCCAACCCAGUUGUUAAAAGUGUUAUUAUGUGUUAAAUGCAAAAGGUACAGUGACACUAUUUUUCUUGUUUUUGUUUGAUACUCCAGCAUAGUGGAUUUGAGAUGAAUGAAUGAAUAACCAUUAAAAAUGGAUGGUUUUAAUUUGAGUUUAUUAUACAUCAAUUCUGGGUGAUCUGUUUAGGAAUUUCAGUCCUCUUUACACUGGGGGCAGGCUUAUGUGUGCUGGAGUACAAAAAUACAACAGAAAUGUCAGUCACUGUCCCAAUACUUUUGCAUUUAAAUAUUAGGCAGCCAAAACAUAAAUGCAUAUUUUUCAUAUGUAUCUAAAUUUAAUGUAAAAGUUCUAUAUACAGUAUCUAUAUGUUAAUAAUUGUGUUUUACUAUCAAUGGAAUUUUGCAAUAUCUUGCAACAGCUUCUGCACAAGAUGGUUGUAAGAUUUAUCAACUUAUGAAUAAUACACAUAAUGUAUAUGAUUACUUUGUGAGGGUACCCAGUCUGAAGCAGAGCUAAUUUGCAUGAUUAUAUUUCAUACGUGAUGUGAUAAAUUGCAGCUUCACCUUUGUGUCUACAUUAGGAACACGUAUGUACACACCUAUUUUGUGUUGCAAUUCUGACAUAAACAGCACUUUUUUGCUAUAGAAAUAACAGCAAUUCAACUUCGAAAAAGCAAAGAACAGACAAUCUUCCACCUUAUUCUUCACAUUAUUCAGAUGGGGGAAAGCAGAGAGGGUUGUUGAUAGAGGGGGAAUCACAGUGCGGAAGAUGUCAUUAUGGGGAAGCAAGGUCCGGGUCGCAGUGGAGCAUUCAUAUACGGGUUUAGAUUUGGCCACCCAGCACACUGUGCCAUACAGGUUCCCCCUGGAGUUCAUAUUUUUAUGACCUUAUUUCCCUUUUCUCAUUUAUAAUGAUCUUUAAAUUGCAUUUAAUUGCAAAUUGUAUAUUUGGAAUCAUUGAACCAGACCUGGGUCAAAUACGUACUUGUUUUGCAAGUAGUUUUCUAUGCUUUACUGAGCUUGUCUGGUGUAUUGGAACCUAUUAAAUACUCUCUCAGUGCAAACCCCACCUACUGGUCCCUUUGGAUGGCUCAAUUGCACCAGGCAAGAUCAA